This is a messenger RNA of Brenthis ino (lesser marbled fritillary), 2835 nucleotides long. The record is from the annotation of a GenBank genome assembly. Lineage: Eukaryota; Metazoa; Arthropoda; Insecta; Lepidoptera; Nymphalidae.
AUGAAUUUUAUAUUCCACAGUGUAAUGUUAACUUUGAAUAUUAUUAUUUGUGAGUGUUCUGGGAUAUUUCAUGAAAAAUCUAAAAUUGUUUUUCGUCCAGACAGCAAUGCCUCUGAAUAUUUUGGCUACACUGUGCUUUUAGCUUCUGACAAGCUAAUCGUCGGAGCUCCGGUGGCGCCAAGCAGAUACCGUCCUAACUUAACAUCUGGUCUUGUAUACGUUUGCUCACUUAACAAUUUAAGUGUUAAAAAUGUUACUUGCCACCCUUUUGGAAUGGAUGACGAUAUCCAGAGUAGGCUAUAUCAAAGAUUGGCCUUGCAUUCUGAUUUUUUGAAAAACGACAUGUGGCUUGGAGCGACAAUCGCAGUCGUACCAAAUGGAAAGUUAAUGAUGUGCGCUCCGAGAUGGAUGACGCCUUAUAAAGAUUCCCACUUACUUGAAAACGGUGCUUGCUAUUUGUCUUCUAAGAGAUAUGGUACGAAUUUAUAUCCACUAAAGGAAAACGUUCGCCAAGCGCACAGAACAUCGGGCACGAGACGUGAAUAUGGCGAAUAUGGCUUGCUUCUCAAUUUCUACGCUUACGGUCAAGCCGGUUUUGCUAUUAAAGUAUCUAAUGAAAGCGUGAUUUUAGGAGCCCCCGGACUUUUGCAAUGGACAGGUGGUAUAGUCGUAUAUAGAUAUUUUUCUGACAGCGAGUACUUCAGUUUGCAGCAGACAAUGAAUCCCUAUUACACAUUAGAUGUGGGACCAGAUGAUUAUUUGGGAUAUAGCGUGGAAUCGGGCGUAUUUGAAGCACACGGGGACACUUUGUACGUAGCAGGAGCACCUCGAUCUAAAGGCGGAUACGGACAAGUUCUCAUAUUCGAACCACCAUUUCGGGAAACCGAUCCUCUGAAUAUUAAAGCAAAACUACGGGGCUCACAACUUGGGGCAUACUUCGGUGGUACCUUAUGUUGUGUCGAUUUAAACGGCGAUGGCAUCACCGAUUUGCUAGUUGGUGCCCCGAACUAUGUUAAAGAAGACGGCGGUCUCCAUUAUGAUCAAGGUGCUGUUUUUGUCUACUUGACUGAACAGACGAAUUCCAGUUUUAUUAUUACCCCAGCAGGAUAUAUAACUGGUUCAAGUAGCAAUGGAAAUCGGUUUGGAAGCGCUAUUGCAAGCUUGGGUGAUGUAGACGGAGACGGAUAUAACGAUAUAGCUGUUGGAGCGCCAUGGGAAGAUGAUGAGAGAGGGGCAGUUUAUAUCUUCAAAGGUGGUAAAAAGGGGUUAAAAUCUCAAUAUAUACAAAAGAUAAUGGUAGAAAAUUCUAAAUCUUUUGGUUUUUCAAUAUCGACGGGUUUGGAUGUAAAUGGCGAUGAAUGUAACGAUAUAUCAAUAGGAGCGUUUACAACAAAUGCCGCGUACGUAUUUACUUGUAUACCAAGUAUGUACGUGGAAACGAUAAUAAAGGUACCUGAUGCUAUGAACUUACAACAAAACGCAACGAAUUUUACAGCUUUAUUCUGCGUGAAAGCUGUACAAUUGAGAACUUGGUCACAUGUAAAAAUAGAUUUUAAAGCAAAAAUAACAAUAGAUCCGAAAGAGAACAGGGCGAAAAUUAAUGGAGAUUCAGAAUAUGAUGUAACAAUUUCCGCCGGAAGUGAGAAUUGUGACGAACAAGUGGUUGAAGUUAAGCCAACAGCUGAUCUGUCAAGACCAAUUUCAAUGAAAUUUAAGUUAGAAGUAAACAAUGAUUGGGAAGAUAGUACAGAAGUAGCAUCACAUACUGGAAGACUCUCAGAUAACUCAAAACUGGAAACAUCGUUUGAUAUACAACUGAUUAGAGAUUGUGGGGAGGAUAUGAUUUGCAAGCCCUGGCUAGUAAUGUCCCUACAACCAAUAAAUAGCACCUAUGUACCAGGAACGGAUGAUAAACUUGGUGUAAAACUAACAGUAUUUAACAAAGAAGAACCAUCAUUCGGAGCUAAAGUACAUCUCAUAUUACCAUAUUCACCAAUAAGACUGCCAAGCGAAUGUUCCCUUGAAGAGCUUAAUGUAACAUGUAAUUUGCCUGGACCAUUAAGACGAGAAGAAACAGUUGAGUAUGAAAUAGAAUUGGAAUAUACAUAUAAAGAUACUGUAGAAGAAAUAAUAGUCGUGGCAAUAUUAGAUGAUCCCAUGUACAAUGAAACUGAUAUCGAAAGAAGAGUAGAGGAACAAAUAAUAGUGGUGUCGCCAAAAGCUACUUUUGAAAUAAGUGGGCAAGCCCUGCCAAAUGCAACGAUUGCAGUAACGAGAGACAAACUCGACGAAGCUGCCAACAUUACUCUUCAACAUUAUUAUGAGGUUACCAAUUUCGGUCCAUCUGAUUGGUUUCAUUUGCGGCUUCAAAUAAUUCUCUCGGACAAGGUGAACUUGUCAAGUCGAAUUAAGGGAUGCUCUGAAGACGGUGAGGAGUGCAAGUGGAAGAUACCAGCAAAAGUUUCCCGAUCGAUUGUACUGCCUUUGAAAUUCGAUUUAGGUUUAUAUGGAGAAUUUUUACAAGAAGAAGUAGAGUAUAACAUCACUUCUACAGUAAUAUUGGAAGGACAAAAUAAGUCUGCUUCAAUAACUACGACUUUAGUACUGGAACCAGCUCCACUAAUUUGGCCCUACAUCGUCGGAGGCGUGGCGGGCAUCCUGUUACUGUUACUAAUAGUAUUAACACUUUACAAAUGUGGAUUCUUUUCAAGAAAGCGCUUGGAAGACUUCCAAAGACUUCAAGAACAGGAAAUGUCGGAAGAGGCGAGUACUUCCGCUUCCGGUAACAACUCGGCGGAAGCGUCUUCACAGGAACUUAUUGUAGAGGAUUCAGAC